This is a messenger RNA of Rotaria sp. Silwood1, 543 nucleotides long. Lineage: Eukaryota; Metazoa; Rotifera; Eurotatoria; Philodinida; Philodinidae. The record is from the annotation of a GenBank genome assembly.
UAUUGGAUAUCAUAUGGAACACUUGUUGGUUAUGUUCAACGUCGUGGAUUAUUACCACAUGAUCAUGAUAUUGAUAUAAUAAUGAUGACUGAUGAUACCCCACAACUAAUUAAUAUUUCUCACAUGAAUUUUUCUUCUGAUUAUGAAAUUAAAGUUCAACCACAAUGGCAUAUCGUCGAUGACACUCAUCGUUCUUAUCUUCUUGAACAAGGUAUUAAUUUUAUUGAACCUAAUGCAAGAUUAUUUCAUCGACAAACGAGAUAUCAUGUUGAUAUAUUUCCUGCAUAUGAUUUUAAUCCACUUUAUGCAAACAAAUCAAUAGAAAAUAUACAAUCAGAAAAUUUAACAAUCUAUGAUAUCAAAUAUAAAUGGUUUUCAUAUCCGAGAAGUUGGACAUAUCCAUUGAAAAUAUGUUAUUUUAGUGAUAUAAAAGUGUUAUGCCCAGCAGAACCUGAAAAACUCGUAGCAUUUUUGUAUGGUUCUUAUGCUAUAACAACAUCCAAUAAAAAAUGUGUUAAUGGUAGAUGGGUGUACAAUCAUUAA